Messenger RNA from Cydia fagiglandana, 4904 nucleotides. RefSeq names its product protein FAM13A. Lineage: Eukaryota; Metazoa; Arthropoda; Insecta; Lepidoptera; Tortricidae. The record is from RefSeq and is a predicted model, not a curated record. The transcript is spliced from 11 exons. The coding region runs from base 886 to 2496 and encodes 536 amino acids.
GCAUCACUACGCCCGUCGAGCCCAGCCCCUCAGUCGGUGAAGCCGGGAGCCCGCGCGCGGACGUCCGCCGUCUUGUUAACCCGCCGCCGUCCUUCAAUAAGAAAACGCACAUUCAAUCAGCAAUAUUUACCCACGGAUAUAACCACAAACAAAGAAUUUGCCAGCAACCCGGAAGAAAAAAUAAUCAAAAUUCUACCUCUUCUGAUACUACUUUUUUGGCAUCGGUGUCAGUGUCAGAAUCACAAUAAUAUCAAAGAUGAUAGACGAUAAUUGAGCAAAAUCUGCCGCGUUAACUUUUCAUUUUCAAAACACCUGUGAAAGUGCCACGCUUGUAACCAUGGAGAGGAUUCACUAGCGUUGUGAGCUAACAAGCUCCUCAACCCACGCUCGUCCCAUCAAUGCUAAACUACAGACUAGUUUCAACACAUUUCUUAAAGCAGCCGUAAAUCGUAUAAAAACUAAAUAUAAUAUUGACUGUUUGUGCCGUACCAAUAUGUGCCGCGACCGAGACAUGUCGGUGCAAAGGAGUGACAUCAUCAAAUAGACUGCGGGAACCUUUUAGACUUUACAUUAAGAUAUAAGUUAAGUGUCAAGUCUCCGUCAAAACGGCGCUGGCUUCCGCCCUGCCGUUUCGUUUUGUUUAUUUCCGUUUAUUUUAUAUCAAAGGAUAAGCAAUAACCCGGUGGUUAAGCGUUUGGUUUUGGAUUUCUGGACGGGGUUCAGCCCGUAGGGGCCCCAAGCGACCUGGCCAGCCGCAGUCGGGACAACAUUUCCAGGAUAUUGGACUCCAUAGUUGGUGCUGCAAGAUACUGUAUUAAUCCUCACAUAACGGCCUUUGGAAAUUGGGGAUUUUAUUUCGAGUAAAGUUUAAAGUCAGAAGCGAACAUGGUACAAUUGGAAAGUAUGCAGGGUUACGGGCACGAAAGCGAGUGCUCGAGCGAGCGGCCCGUUGUUAUAACUGGCCCCGGGUGGCGUGCGCAGUGCUGCGAGCGGGAGCGUGAGCGAGCGCGGAACGCGGACGAGAUGGCAGCCCCCGAGUGCGAGCGGGAAGCGCGCAAGCGACGCGAGCGGCGCGACUCUGGCUGCGCUCACGAGCGGAAAGAGAGGCGGCCGCACAGCGAAGAGCGAGCGCCCCCACCGCCACCUCCACCACCACUACACGACCAUAACCGCCUUGAGUCGGAGCGACGCGCUGAGCGGUUGUCGCGCGCUCGCCGCCCGCAGUUCGGCGGCAAGCGGCGGCGCGCGCCCGCCCGCCAACACAAGCAACCCAAAGAGAACGAGCUCGAAGACGUGCGGACCGCCACCCCGCCGCACUUGGACUUCACCCUGUUGCAGAAACCACAACUAUGCGAGGAGCCAGAGACCCUAGAUGCGGGCGCACUCGGCGUGUCGGCGGCGGAGAACGCGGCGGCAGCCGAGCGCAUGCGUCGGGACGAGCGCAUCGUGGCGCCGCACUCGCGCCGCGACCAGCCGGCUCCCGACCGCCGCCUCGACAAGAUCAACAAGAAGAUCAGCGUGCUCAAAAAGAACAUUACAAAGCACGAGGCCGAAUACGAAGCAAAGCACGGCUACGCCAUCACGCCUGGCGAGCGCAUCACCGACGUGCAACUCACGCGCAUGUACGAGACGCUGCGGCGACUCCAGGCGGAGAAGCGGUGCAUCAAAGCGGACCCUGUCGAGUAUGCGCUGAAGCUACAGGCCGCUAAGCAGCAGAAAGAGAGAGAUGAUAAGCUGGAUGAGGCGCUGAAGAGCGAGAAAGCUAUGACUGAGGUUGUGAGGGAUAUUGAGGAGUGGUUGGAAGGUUGUCGCCAAGCAGCAGGACGGCUCACUAGCGCGGAGGGCUCAUGGACGAGCGCACAGCUGGCGGCCGAGAAAUCGUGCGUGCAGCGAGCACUGCUGCGACUCGAGGCGGCGCGCGGCCGCCCGCCGGCGCACUCCGCCGAGCGCGGCGCCGCCCGGCACCUGUACGAGAGAUAUAGGGCCGUCAAGCGGGCGCUGGCCUCCUCUAGACCCGAUGCGGUCGGUGGAGCGAACGGGGAGUUGGCGACGAUACACGAGCACGAGGCGAUGCUGUUCAACACCAGUGUGGACAGCUCCAGCGACAGCCAAGAAAAACCUUCCGACUCUUCACAGGAGACAACAGAAACGCCCCUCCAGUCGCCACCUACUCGCGACGGCGAAGAGCCGCCCUCCUCCACCUCGUCCGCCAAGUCUGGCACCACCAGCGAGGAGGCCACACCGUCCAACGAGGGCCUGCACUGCCUCGGCCUCGAAGACUUGGCCAGAGCUCUUGGCGAAGCAAAAUUACAGAAAUGUGUAUUGCGAAGGAGCAUAAAAGAAUACGAAAUAAGCUUCGAACUCCAAAACAGUAGGAAGGUCCAGCGCGACGACAAGAAGGGCCGAGAAGAGGAAUAUCUCCGCUACAAGGCAGUGAAGGCAAGAAUUAAACUUCUGAAUGCCCUCAUCAACAAACAAAAGACUUUAAACUUUUGAACUUUGAACUGAAUCUCGAGAAACGCAAAUGCUACAUGCCAAAUUGGCACUGCAAUGAAGAGAGUAGGUAAAGAAGAGUUCUAAGUUUUGGACCCCGACGAGGGUUGAUCGGUUCUGUCGGAGCGGAAAGAUUUAUACACCAUAUCGUCAGGUGACAAGCAAGGGUCACUAAUAACUAAAAAAAAUUUAAACAAAAAUCGACCUUCUUUUAGUACUAAUAUGGUUCACUAUGGCUAUGAACUUGUGACUUUUGUUUGUCACCCGACGAUGAACUCCAAGACCGUCGAGAAUGUGCAACAUGAAACGUUUAAUACUAACCAGAUGCGCAACACUAAGUUAUACUGCGAAACUUAAAGUAAUGGUAUGGUUAUAUAUUAUAAAAAAAUAACUAAGCGUGUUAUGAGUAGGUAAGGUUCAUUUUUCUCAGAACGAGGCAUUCUCAGUACCUAACCAGACUGUUUAGUUACUUUUUAUAUAACUACAGGAAAGUAACCGAACGGUAUCUUAAUUCUGUGUACAAUAAGUCUGAUUUAUUUAAAAGGACUGUGUUUCAUUAUAAUUCUAAAUUAAUACGUUGGUUAGUUGGUUCUUAUAAGUACAUAAAUGUAGAGAUGUCAUUAGGACAAAUAUAAUUAAUGAAGUGGAUCAAGGAAUUGUUUAGCCCAAAGGGCGAAACGGUAUUCAAAGAAAAAGUGCUUCCCUUGAUCGAUGAAAUCCUAUGUAAAAUAUUGGUAGAACGGUUGAGAAUCGACUUGGAAUACCGAAGUGAUUGACGUUAUUGCACAUCCAAUAAUGAAAACACAAUUAAUAAGGCUGUGCGGUGAUUAUGCACUUGCUAAAAAACUGAAAGCGCGGUAUGCAAGACUUAAAUAUUUGUAAUACGGACUCAUAGUUCGUAGCUCGCACGCGUUUAUAGAUACAUUUAUAAUUGAGUACAAUAACAUAAUCGAUAACAAAUUUAUAAUAUCAAUCUCCGCCUUAGGACGGAUCAACCACGGAUCAGCAACUCUAGCGCACGUAGCGAUCAUGAUCAAGUACCGACAGCCUGAUACAUAUGAACAUCAUCAGUUUGUACAUCAUAUGACCAUGACGGUGUACUUUGCGAUUGAAUUCUCUGAUAUUAAUUAAAGUACCUGACAUCACCGAGUGUGGUGUGCGAUUAGAGGCAAAUUUACUACGUUUAAAAUACAUAUAUAGCAAACCAAUAAAAAAGGUAUUCUUUGAAUCUAAUAUGAUAAAUGAUGUUGUUAUUUAAAAAUUAUACGAAGUGUAAAUAUAUACUACAUUUACGAAUAAAAUGUAGCAUAAUAUUGCUCUAUGUUGUACAAAGAUUACGUUGUAUUAUUAACACUUGAGCUGCUGUCUGUGGGUUUGUGUCAAGUUAUAUGUAUUUGCAUAAGGUGUACUUACACGGGCAACUAUUUGAUAUGCGUGACUGCCCGUCAAAAAUAACGGUUAAAUCUUUUACCGUGAGAUCAAAGUAAAGGUAUUAUGGGUCCUGGACAUGAGUAAAUAAUAAAUUCUAGUCCUAGUCCUGCAUUAUGAAAAAUCCCUACCUAUAUAUUAACAUAGGGGGGAGGUUUAGUUGCCACGAUUUAGGCUGCUAGAUACGUUUUGAGGGUCUUCUUUAAAAGAGGAACUUAUUAAAUAUAUUCGCUAAUAAUUAAAUUAUUGAAAGUAAUAAAAAUAUUGUCUAGUGUUAAGCUACUUACCUGUGAUUUUUUAUUACGAUUGUAAUGUUCUUGUAAGACAAGAAAGUCUUUUAAUUAGAUGUUUUUAAUUUAUAGUUGUUAUAAUUUGAUUUUUAUGCCGUUUUUAACUGUUUGUGUUGUAUUUAGAUAUAUUGACAAUCUUUGUGUUUAUAAUUGACAAGUCAAAAGUGACCUGAAAGAUUUUUAAGAGGUGUCGAACAGAUAUCUGCAUUGCACCUCUCUGUGUUGUUUUCUAAAAUCUUAUAAGCAGGUCAAAAUUAUAUAAAUUAAAUAUUACAACUCACUUUUUAUAUAGAAAAACUUUAUAAUGUAUCCGGACUGCAAUUUUUAUACUAUUAAAGAAUAUUAUUAUUAUAAACUAAUGUGUAGCUUGUGGUAGAUGCCUGCAAGGUAUCGAGGUACCAGUGAAAUUUGUACAUAUACAUAUCUUUAUAAAAAUGAUGGUAAAGUACCACUUUGUUCUGUAAAGUCGUUUAAUGUCAAACGAAGUAUUUUAAGUUUAUGUACUACAAAGAGAUCCUUCCAGAUAUCUAGAACAUAGCUCUGGUACCUAGCUUGAGAGAAAACUUUGUAUGGUUGAACGCUGAUGUACCUUGCCUAAUGUUAUUAAAAUAAUCAACCAGUAUUUAGGUAGAUUUCUGUAAAUUGCCAUGAUUAUCCAUGCGAAUAUGUUUAAAAAUAAAAUACUGAUCUAUC